Arxiozyma heterogenica is the source of this 543-nucleotide messenger RNA. RefSeq names its product Wwm1p (gene WWM1). NCBI's taxonomy places the organism in Eukaryota, Fungi, Ascomycota, Saccharomycetes, Saccharomycetales, Saccharomycetaceae. Gene Ontology annotation, molecular function: protein binding. The record is from RefSeq and is a predicted model, not a curated record. Bases 1 to 543 code for a protein of 180 amino acids. The transcript has a single exon.
AUGUCACAAUCAAGAGACAAUGUUCCUAAUGUUCCAGAUGGAUGGAAAGCUAUUUUUGAUGAAGAGUAUAAGACUUGGUAUUAUGUAGAUUUGAAAACUAAGCAAUCUCAAUGGGAACCACCAAAGGGGACUGGGUUCUCAAGACCUGCAGCUCCUCCACCAUAUGAACAGACUGCACCACAUAGAUACCAACCUCAACCCCCACAACAGCAACAACCUCAACAACAACCAAGAUACCAAGGAUACACACAACAGCCUACAUAUCCACAGCAACCAGUAUAUUAUCAACAGCCUGCAUACCCACAGCAACCAGUAUAUCAUCAACAGCCACAACCAGUCUACUAUCAACAACAACCUACAAAAAAGAGCAAUAGUGGCAUGAUGAAUGGUCUUAUGGGAGCUGGUGUUGGUUUGUUAGGUGGUGCCAUGCUAGCCAAUGCAUUAGACAGUCAUGAACAACCUACGAUCGUUGAAAAUAAUUAUUACUAUGGAGACGAUGGUGACAACUUUGGUGGCGAUGACUUUGGUGGAGGUGAUUGGUAA